Mixia osmundae IAM 14324 is the source of this 723-nucleotide messenger RNA. RefSeq lists its product as uncharacterized. The record is from RefSeq and is a predicted model, not a curated record. Lineage: Eukaryota; Fungi; Basidiomycota; Mixiomycetes; Mixiales; Mixiaceae. The transcript is spliced from 5 exons. Bases 1 to 723 code for a protein of 240 amino acids.
AUGAACUCCAGAUGCAAACCAAAGCAACUUGACUACAAGCCUCCUGCUUAUGUCCCAAUUACCGAGUGUCAACCUGAAGUGGAUUGGGUGCAGCCAGACAGCACCGUACCAGCCUCGGAUGUUGUUACACGCGUCAGAGCUAACCUCAAGGUCUGCCGUCCCUCUGACGACAUUGGCCUGCAGCCGGAUUACAACGAUACUACAGGGAGCUUGCAAAAUUCCAUACGGUGGCUUCAUGCAAGUUACGUCCAAAUUUGCACAAAUGUAAAUUGCCUCCUCAUGGUAGGAGCUGACUGUCCGAAGCUGACUGCCGCCGCCUUAUCCAUCAGCGAGUUCAAUUUGACUACGACCGCUCAGAACGACUUUUUCUUGACUGGUUCAGAGGGCUUGUCUUCAUUCUAUCGAACCCCCAUCGGUCACCCUGACCAACAUGCGGAUCAAAUGUAUAUGCUCAGCUAUCAAGUCUAUUCACGAGUAGAUCCGCCUUACAAUGCUUGCUGCGUUGCACUGGCAGAGUUGGGGGCAUACUAUUGGCCGCAGAUGACCCGUAUCAGACAGGCCUUGAACCAGCUCACGAUGACAUGCUUUGGAGAAUCAGCGGCGUCAACGUGCCAACCGACAAAGCUGGAUGGCAUGCCUAACAAGCUGACGGACUGCCGCACCGAUACGCAAUACGUGCUGAGACAACUCAGAGAGCCAACGCCGGAUUCAUAUGAGGAAUGA